This is a messenger RNA of Paramecium sonneborni, 2593 nucleotides long. NCBI's taxonomy places the organism in Eukaryota, Ciliophora, Oligohymenophorea, Peniculida, Parameciidae. The record is from the annotation of a GenBank genome assembly.
AUGAGAUCUAACAUCAAGUAAACACAAUACAUACUUGACUUUUCUGAUAUUGAAGAUAUCUCAGAUAAUGAAUCUGUGUCUUCGUCAUCUAAAAACAAUCCACCACCUGUAACUAUUUCUAGAUCUGACAUUAAAUUAUUAGAAUAAGGUGAACAAGGUGUAUUACUUCAAUAAAUCAAAAAAGAAACAGUUGAAAUACCUAACCUAAUAUAGGAAGAUUAAAUUCCAAGACCAAAAUUAGAUAAUCUUGUUUAAUAAUGGGAAGUCAACUUUGAUGAAUUAUCAGAACAAGAUGAUCUUGAACAAAAUAAUUCUUAACAUACUCCUUAAAUUAUUUAGGUUUAGAAAGAUCCAAGUCCACCUGUAGAAGAACCUUAAUAUAUUGAAUAAUAUUUUGAAGAUUAAUAAAUUAUUGAGGAAGUUGAUUUAGAUCAAUAGUAACUUAAAAUAGAAAAAUUCAAAGAAAUCUAAAAACUAAAUCUUAUUAACAAAUAAGAAAGUUUAUUAAAAACUUAAUAAAAACUUAUUGAAAAUCUAACUAUCACUACUCCAAUCAAAAGAGUUUUCCAUUAAGAAAUUUAAAUAUGCAAACCAAAACAAAUUAUUAAAUAGAAAUAUUACAAUCCCAAAAACUCUUUAAUCUAUCUAAGAUUAAAAGGUAGAGAAGAUCUAUAUAAAAAAAAUGAAAUUUUACAUGAUGAAUCACCCAAAUCUUAGGAAGUUGAUCAAUUACUUGAAGGUUUAGAUUGUAUUAAUAAUUUACUUAUUGAUUUAUCAAGUUUUAAAGAAAAAAAAUAAAACAUUGGUGAUAAAAAUAAAUAAAUUUCAUUAUAAAUCUAAAAACAUAGAUUAGAAGAAAAUGGUCAACAUAAUAAAGAUGAGCUAAUUGAUAAAUCUCACUAAGAAACUUAGGAAAUUAAAGAAAAAAAAUAAUAACAGAAUUUCUAAGAAGUAUAAUAAUUACAAGAAUAAAAAUAAAAAGAAAGUGCUUAGAAAUAAAUAGAAAGUGCUUAGAAAUAAAAAGAAAGUGCUUAAAAAUAAAAAGAAUCAGCUUAAAAAUAAAAAGAAAGUGCUUAAAAAUAACAAAUAUUAUAAGAAGCUGCAUUAGCAAAACAAAUAAGAAAAGAAAAAGAGUAAUAAGAGAAAGAAAAUAAAAAAUAGUAGGAAUAAAAGUAAGUUUAUAAAAUUCUAACAAAAAAAUUGAUUAAUUAAGGAAUGCCUUUAUAUAGAUGUUUAAUAAAAUAAAAAUACAGAGAUUUUAUUAAAUGGUUAAGAUUUUCAGAAAUCGCAUUAAUAAAUGAAGGUGAAAAAGAGAUCUAUAGAUUUGAGAAAAGAAUAUCAGAUUAAAUGUUUCUUUAAGUUCUAAAAAAAAAUAUUAAAUCAGUUACAAUAACUAAAUAAUUUAUGUUUGAUCCAAUAACAGUUCAUUAUGUAGAAUAAGAAUAAGAAAAUAAUUAAGAAGAGAAAUAGAUUUUAGAAAAAGAGAUAAUCUCAACUUCAAACAAUAAACAAGAUUCAGAAAAAAAGAUUAAUGAAACGAAAAUACUUAGUGAAUGCAAAAAACUAAAAAAAGAAAAGAAAAAACAAAAUCAAAUUCAUAAUAAAUCCAAAAAGAAAUCUGAUUAUAUUUAGAUAUAAGAUGAAGGAAUAGGUAAAGAAAUCAUUGUGUAAUAGCAAAAUUAAGUUCAAUUAAAUAGUGAUGACGAGAAUUUUGAUUUAUUGGAUGCAGAUAAAAUAUAGAUUUUAAAAAUAGCUAUUGAUAAACCUAAAAAAUAUGAAAGAAAAAAUAAUUAAAAAUAAGAUCAUUUUAUAGAAGAUCAUAAAUAAUCAGAUGAUGGAGUGAUAGUUAAACAGGAAAUAGAUUAAUAAAAUAUGUAAUUGUAAAAAGAUGAACGUUCUCAAUAGAUUUGUGAGCUAGUUUAUUAAGAAAUAAAAUAAAAAUAUUCAGAAUUAUAAAUAUUAGAAAAUUAGAAUAAAAUAGAGCUUAAAAAACAUAGAUCUUAUAAAAGGAAAGAAUUUCCAUUAAGUAGAUUAGAAACAAAUGAUGAAAUAAAAAAAAAAGAAAAAAAUUAGUAAAAAAGAAAAGAGAAAAAAUAAUAAGAUUUUUUAUAAUUAUUGAAUGAGAUAGAAAUUGAAUAAAAUAAAUAGAAAUAGAAAUCAGAUAGAAAAUUGAUGUCAAAAUAAUAAAAUUUUGAUUAAGUAAGACAAUCAAGUUAUGAAAAUCAUAAAUCAAAUGAAAAAUUGAAGAAUAAAUAAAAAAAAGAGAUUAAUGAAUGUUUUCAAUAAAUAUUUAGUAAGAACAAAUCGGAAUAGAGAAUGGAAAAGUAAAAAAUAAGUGGAAUAAAUAUUAAUAAAUUAGAAAUUAAUUAAUCAUAAUAAUCAUCAGUUCAUAGAUAGUCAUCAAAUGAGUAGGGAGUAAUUUCAUCAAAAAGAGUUUAUGAGUAAAUUAAACCUAGAAGAUUAAGGAGAAAUUAUACAGAUGAAGAUUCAGAAGAGAGUUCAUAAAGAGUUAUGGAAAGGAAUAGAACUAAUCAAAAAAGAUUAAAGAAAUGAUAAUGAUAUUUAAUUAUUCUUUUUAAGUUAUAAAUUGGAU